Messenger RNA from Nomascus leucogenys (northern white-cheeked gibbon), 3684 nucleotides. RefSeq names its product mitogen-activated protein kinase kinase 3 (gene MAP2K3). Bases 1718 to 2674 code for a protein of 318 amino acids. Gene Ontology annotation, molecular function: ATP binding; MAP kinase kinase activity. Gene Ontology annotation, biological process: MAPK cascade; protein phosphorylation. The transcript is spliced from 13 exons. Lineage: Eukaryota; Metazoa; Chordata; Mammalia; Primates; Hylobatidae. The record is from RefSeq and is a predicted model, not a curated record.
AAGAAAAAGCUGAUAAUGGUCCAAGCUUACCGGGAACGAAAGACCCGGCCAUGAAAGGGUGAGACACUCAUCGUGGGAGGGACAUAAGCCCAGGCUUGAUGGCCGAAAAGGGACAGAAGCAUUGAUGGGAAUGGACAGGGUGACCUCCAAGGCCUGGCUGAGACAACUCAUUGGUUCACAGUUGCUUGGCUACUUCCUGGCCUAGAUUAGAAAACAGCUCUUUGAAGGCAGAUACGCUGGAUGCACCCGUGUUGUGGAGUCAGCCCCAUUGGGACGCUUCUGCCUCUCUGCUUCCUGGUUGUGUGAUCUUGCGGGCAAGUUGCUUCAUCUCUGUGUCUGCAGUACUUCUCACCCAUCAUGGAGCAAUAAGACCAGCCCUGUGGUCUUGGCAUCUAGAUAAUGAAGCACAGGAUUGAACUAAAAAGGCCGACACACAGUAGGCUGUUACAGUGAUGGUCUGGGUUAAAAAUCUGGUGUCAUCCUUCCUGGUGGUGGAACCUGGGCAAGUGCUUGAAGGCUUGGGCUUCUGUUUCUUCAUCUUUAAGAUGAAAGUCUAACCACACCCACUUCCCUGGGGUGUGUGUCAAGUCAUGAGGCCUGGCAUGCAACAGGUGCCAGUAAAUGCUGUCCCCUUGACUGCCCCCCUGCCUGCUGGGCAGAAAGUGCUACGUUUGAGAACCCUGGGCAGGGAGACACCAUGCUGAGGCUCCUUGGACCCCUGGACUGGUGUUGGGGACAGCCACAGGGUUGUCUGUGCAACCCUGCAGGGAACCAGGCAGGCCAGACCCAACUGCUCUGUUAGAAGCAGAGCUGGCGGCAGAAAGCAGUGAAGGGAGCUCAAGGGAGUUUGUUUUGCUCGGAAGCAGGGUGUUGCAAAACACUUUAGUGGAAGUGUGGGCAGGAAAAGGCAGGGAAAACUGUCUCCAUCUGACAGAACAGAUUUCAAACAAUAGCUCUGCCAUUACUAGCGGUCUUGGAUGCUUCUGGGCACCUCUCUGAGCCUCGAUUUUCUCAUCUGUUUAGUGGAGAUGAUGAUAAUACCAGACACCUCGUUGGGACAUUGAAAACUUUCCUCCACUCUGCAAGUAUUCACUGAGCACCUACUGUGUGCCGGGGACACUGCAGUGACCAAAGCAAAGGCAUUGCCCCCAUGCAGCUUGCAUCACAGUGAGACCAUAAGAUGCUGUGCUUGGAGGGACUAGCACAUAGUAGGAGCUGUAAAAAUAGGACUUGCUGUUUUGCUAGUGGAGCCAGUCACUUGUGUGAAUUCAUCUUUUGAUAUUUGAGAGUGAUGAUGAUUUAAAGAAAGCAGGUGAUCGUCCGUUGAGGUUUCCUUCUCUAUAUUUCGACUUCAGAACCAGCCCCUGAGUAAAAGAUGCUUAGGAACCACAUAUUGCUGCCUCCAAGCUUCUCAAGUUUUCACUUUUCCACCACUACCAGCAUGGCCUGAUGCUGUUCUGGGGAGAACCAGUUGCAGGCCCUGCUUUCAAGCAGCAGGAGUCCGAUGGGAGAGGCAGACAGGGGUGCAGCCACUGACAGGGCGGCCUUCUGUCUCCCCAGGUCCUGCCCACCUCAGAUCGUGCUUGCAUCCUGACUUUGGACACAAUCCUUCCCAUCCGGAGACUCAGUUUCCUGCAUCUGCAGAGAGCGGGUUUGGGAUGUUUCUCCUAGGAGUCAAGGAAAAUCCAAGAGGAAGAAGGAUCUACGGAUAUCCUGCAUGUCCAAGCCACCCGCACCCAACCCCACACCCCCCCGGAACCUGGACUCCCGGACCUUCAUCACCAUUGGAGACAGAAACUUUGAGGUGGAGGCUGAUGACUUGGUGACCAUCUCGGAACUGGGCCGCGGAGCCUAUGGGGUGGUAGAGAAGGUGCGGCACGCCCAGAGCGGCACCAUCAUGGCCGUGAAGCGGAUCCGGGCCACCGUGAACUCACAGGAGCAGAAGCGGCUGCUCAUGGACCUGGACAUCAACAUGCGCACGGUCGACUGCUUCUACACUGUCACCUUCUACGGGGCACUAUUCAGAGAGGGAGACGUGUGGAUCUGCAUGGAGCUCAUGGACACAUCCCUGGACAAGUUCUACCGGAAAGUGCUGGAUAAAAACAUGACAAUUCCAGAGGACAUCCUUGGGGAGAUUGCUGUGUCUAUCGUGCGGGCCCUGGAGCAUCUGCACAGCAAGCUCUCGGUGAUCCACAGAGAUGUGAAGCCCUCCAAUGUCCUUAUCAACAAGGAGGGCCAUGUGAAGAUGUGUGACUUUGGCAUCAGUGGCUACUUGGUGGACUCUGUGGCCAAGACGAUGGAUGCCGGCUGCAAGCCCUACAUGGCCCCUGAGAGGAUCAACCCGGAGCUGAACCAGAAGGGCUACAAUGUCAAGUCUGACGUCUGGAGCCUGGGCAUCACCAUGAUUGAGAUGGCCAUCCUGCGGUUCCCUUACGAGUCCUGGGGGACCCCAUUCCAGCAGCUGAAGCAGGUGGUGGAGGAGCCGUCCCCCCAGCUCCCAGCCGACCGUUUCUCCCCCGAGUUUGUGGACUUCACUGCUCAGUGCCUGAGGAAGAACCCUGCAGAGCGUAUGAGCUACCUGGAGCUGAUGGAGCACCCCUUCUUCACCUUGCACAAAACCAAGAAGACGGACAUUGCUGCCUUCGUGAAGGAGAUCCUGGGAGAAGACUCAUAGGGGCUGAGCCUCGGACCCCACUCCGGCCCUCCAGAGCCCCACAGCCCCAUCUGCGGGGGCAGUGCUCACCCACAUCAUAAGCUACUGCCAUCCUGGCCCAGGGCAUCUGGGAGGAACUGAGGGCGCUGCUCCCACCUGGCUCUGUGGCGAGCCAUUUGUCCCAAGUGCCAAAGAAGCAGACCGUCGGGGCUCCCAGCCAGGCCCUUGUCGGCCCCACCAGUGCCUCUCCCUGCUGCUCCAAGGACCCGUCUCCAGCUGCUGAGAUCCUGGACUGAGGGGCCUGGACGCCCCCUGUGGAUGCUGCUGCCCCUGCACAGCAGGGCCACUGGUGCCUGGGUGGAUGGGCCACUGCUUUGCCCAGCCUGGAUGCCAUCCAAGUUGUAUAUUUUUUUAAUCUCUCGACUGAAUGGACUUUGCACACUUUGGCCCAGGGUGGCCACACCUCUAUCCUGGCUUUGGUGCGGGGUACACAAGAGGGGAUGAGUUGUGUGAAUACCCCAAGACUCCCAUGAGGGAGAUGCCAUGAGCCGCCCAAGGCCUUCCCCUGGCACUGGCAAACAGGGCCUCUGCGGGGCACACUGGGUCACCCAGUCUUGCCCGCCACCGUUAUCGGUGUCAUUCACCUUUUCUGUUUUUUUUUUAAUUUAUCCUCUGUUGAUUUUUUUCUUUUGCUUUAUGGGUUUGGCUUAUUUUUCUUGCAUGGUUUGGAGCUGAUCGCUUCUCCCCCACCCCCUAGGGUACCAGCAGGCAGAGCCUUGCCCUCUGCUCAGGCUGGGGUCCAGUGGGAGGGGCCCAAGGUCUCUGCUCAGAGAAGUGCAGGGGGAGCCUUCCAGCUCACUGUCCCUGAGGACUGGCUUGACAGGGGCUAUGGGUUUGCUUUGGUGUUGUUUUUUAAAAAAGAAAAUAUAUUUUUUUGAAAAAAUGACUGCCCAUCCCGGGUCCUUUCCCUGAUGGGUUGGGGCAGUUACCUGGUUGCUGUUUUAAUUAAAAAAAAAAAAAAAAAAAAAAAA